CCGGGCUAGAGGACAGUGCCUGCCGCCUGCUCGGGGACCACGGACACGCUACUUCAGGCUUGAGCGCCCCAGCGCCAUGGAUCUAUCUGCUGACGUGUGGGGGCAGGCGAUACUCGAGGCUUCGCAAGUGUACCUCUCAGAUGGCACCGCUGUGCGAAGCCCUUUCGCCAACACGGACGAUCAGAAGAUGCCGGAACCAAGGUGCUGUGAACAUCUUCUCGUACCAGUCGCACCGGGAGAUCUGCCGCUCAUGAGCCACCGUGUGCAAGAAGUGGCGCGUCAUUCGCCUACGACACGCGCGCUCUGAAGAAGUUCUCGCCGGAGAUCUCCGCCUGCACGUCGGCUCGCUCCGAGUCGAGCUGCUCGCGCUCAUCAGCAUCCGCUUCGGCCCCACGUUGCGGUACAUCGAGCUGCCGAUCGAGCUGAUCACGCACACGGUGCUGCACGAGCUGGCGAGCAAGUGCCCCAACCUCACGCACAUGCUGCUCGACUUCUCCACGGCCAUGCAGCUGCACGACUUCUCCGAAAUGCAGGCCUUUCCUGCAAAGCUGAAGUACCUUUGUAUUUGCUUGUCUGAAGUCAUCUUUAUGGAAGGUUUUAUGCGGAAAAUCUACAACUUCAUCAACGGCUUGGAAAUUUUGCACCUGAUUGGAACGUACGAGAAGGUGGAGGAAGAGGAAGAAGAAAUUUAUGAAGUUAUCAACGUUCACAAGCUGAAACAAGCCACUCCAAAUCUGCGUGUCAUCAACCUCUAUGGAAUCAACUUCGUUGAUGACAGCCACAUAGAAGCCUUCAGUUCCAACUGUAUUCAGUUGGAGUGUCUGGCUGUCAACUUCUGCGCGAAGGUCAAUGGUUCGUGUCUCAAGAAUGUCUUCGCCCGCAGCAAGCGGCUCCGUUGCCUCCUCAUGAACCAGACAAACCUGGUGAGCGAGCACGUGAUGCAGGUGGAGUGGGAGAAGACCUCGCUGCAGGAGCUGGACAUCACCGCCACCGACCUGUCCACCGAGUGCCUCAUCGACAUGCUCACCCGCAUCCCCUCGCUGCGCUUCCUGGCGGCCGGCCAGCUCAACAGCUUCAACGACUCGGUGCUGAAGGCAUACAUGGAAUCCGGCAACGUGCGCAACCUGAUCGCGCUGGACCUGGACAGUUCUGACAACCUGACAGACGACGCGUUGCACAAGUUCCUCUCGCGGUUCGGCAGUCAGCUGUGGGGCCUGGGGCUCUCGGGCAUGCCGCAUAUCACCGACCAGCUCUGGCAGUCCGUGCUGCCAAUUCUCACCAACGCCAAGAUCCUGAUCAUGGGGACGCAGGAGCGCCUGGGCGUGAACAUCCACGUGGACCAGCUCAUGGACGGCAUCGCCAACAACGUGCCCAAUCUGGAGCGGCUGGAGCUGCGCUGGGACCCCGAGAACCUGCGCUUCUCAGACAAGAGCCAGAAGGCCAUCGACAUCCUGCGCGUCAAGUGCCUGAAACUGCGCUGCCUCACGCUGAGCGAUGGGAGAUACUACGAGACUACCAAGGCUAACUUUGAGAGAGCAGAUCGUACUACAGUGGUGCGCACAACUACUAGCUGCCGUGUUUCAAACUACUACCUUCUGUACAACUACAAGGACUUGAUCUUCAACUGAAGAUAUCUACGAAUUGAUUCGUAUUAUAUCUUGUUUCUACUUUUCGAACUCCAUGGCAAAUGCAGUUUUAGUGCGUGUGUGACAAUAUUAUUAUAGGCAAUGUAUCAUUGAAGAAUGAAAACAGGCAUGAAUGAACUGCGUCAGUUAAGCCCUGUACAUAUGAAGUAUUUAAUUAUACAAUCACUAAAGAGUACAUUAUUGGAAAAUAACUUGACUUAUAAUAUAAAUAUUUAAAAGAAAACAACUGACUGAAAAAUUUC
Gryllus bimaculatus (two-spotted cricket) is the source of this 1888-nucleotide messenger RNA. NCBI's taxonomy places the organism in Eukaryota, Metazoa, Arthropoda, Insecta, Orthoptera, Gryllidae. The record is from the annotation of a GenBank genome assembly.